AUGAAGUGUUUUCACUUUAGUACUGGAGAUAGGAGAGCCAACGACGAGGACGGUGUCCUUUCCAGGUCGUCGACCAGGGUAUCCUGGGCGCGUUCCCUCAGCGUUGCAUCCACCAGCUUUGAAACUACUCGUCGGUCGGAGUUUGAUUCAGAUAGCAACUCUAGAGACCUCAGUGACACCGUAGGAUUCUCUGAGCUCUUAUCUCAGCGCCGUGCCAACGAUCUGCGAGUUUUUAAGUUCGCUGAGUUGAAGUCUGCGACCAAGGGAUUCAAUCGAUCGCUUGUGAUCGGAGAGGGGGGAUUUGGUUGUGUUUACAGAGGAGUUGUUAAGUCCGCCGCCGUGGCCGAUGCAGGUAGCGAUGGAGAUCGGUAUUUGGAUGUUGCUAUCAAGCAGUUGAGCCGUAAUGGAUUCCAGGGGCAUAAGGAGUGGAUUAAUGAAGUCAACUUUUUGGGUGUAGUCAACCAUCCAAAUCUUGUAAAGUUAGUUGGAUAUUGUGCAGAAGAUGACGAAAGAGGGAUUCAAAGGCUUUUAGUGUAUGAACUCAUGUGCAAUAAAAGCUUGGAAGAUCAUCUUUUGGGACGUGUCCAUUCUCCUCUUUCAUGGAUGACACGCUUACAAAUUGCACUUGGUGCAGCUCGUGGUUUGGCUUAUCUUCAUGAAGAAAUGGAUUUCCAAUUGAUUUUUCGUGAUUUUAAAACCUCAAAUGUUCUUCUGGAUGAAGACUUCAACCCAAAGCUCUCGGAUUUCGGUCUAGCAAGACAGGGUCCCACUGCUGGACUGAGUCAUGUUUCAACAGUGGUGGUGGGGACGAUAGGUUAUGCAGCGCCUGAGUAUGUGCACACGGGGAGACUGACAUCAAAAAGCGAUGUGUGGUCGUUUGGGGUGGUGGUGUACGAGCUUAUCACAGGUAGGCGAGCGGUGGAACGAAACUUGCCACGAAACGAACAGAAGCUAUUGGAAUGGGUGAAGCCUUUUAUUUCAGAUUCGAAAAAAUUCCAUCUUUUAAUGGACCCACGUCUCGAAGGAGACUUCUCCCUUAAAUCCGCACAAAAACUAUCUUCUUUAGCCAAUAAAUGCCUCACAAAAAACCCCAAAUCCCGACCCAAAAUGAGCCAAGUAGUCGAAAUGCUCGAGCAAAUCAUCAAGGAUACAUCACCGGAACCGGAACUGGAAUUACAACCGCAACUGGAAUCACAACCGGAACCGGAAUCACAGCCGGAACUGGAACCGGAACCGGAAUGUGUUAAAGAAGAAGGUGAUAUGAAAAAGCAAGUGAGUGGUAAUUAUAUAAAGAGGGUUUUUGAUUUUAAGGAAUUGGUUACGUUGAGGAACAGAUCGAUUGGGAGAUUGGAUUGGAGGCAUUGGACAGCUGGCAGUGUGAAACAUAAUAGCGUGUGA
Molecule: messenger RNA, 1398 nt
Organism: Lactuca virosa
Lineage: Eukaryota; Viridiplantae; Streptophyta; Magnoliopsida; Asterales; Asteraceae
Source: the annotation of a GenBank genome assembly